This is a messenger RNA of Apis florea (little honeybee), 3666 nucleotides long. RefSeq lists its product as uncharacterized. The record is from RefSeq and is a predicted model, not a curated record. NCBI's taxonomy places the organism in Eukaryota, Metazoa, Arthropoda, Insecta, Hymenoptera, Apidae.
ACGCGAGAGCGAGGCAAAGUGUAAGGAAGACGGUUGUUGGUGGGGAGGAGACAGUGAUCGUGCAUGCCACCGAGCACAGUUCGAAAGCAACCUUCGUCAUGAUCGCGUCAGCUUGCCUCUAGCUGCCCCACCUCUUCGCGCGCGUGUUUCGACUAUAUAGCCUCGCGGUGGACACAUCCGUUCCACCACUUUUCCGUCCCACGUUUUCUCCUCUCCGAGCAUGCUGCUCGCCCGCUCGGCGACGGAGUCCACUCGUUGAGGAAAAAUCCCUUCUCGCGAGAAGAAGAAGAAGAAGAAGGAUUUGGAGGAAAGUCGCGGAAAGUGUGGAAAGGAUUAUUCGUGAGUGGUUCCCUUUGUUCGAGUCGAGUACGAAUCACGAUUCGAUUCGUUGGCGAUACGAAUUUCCAAGAUCCAAAUGUGAGCGAAGAAGGAGGAAGAUCGAGAGAGAUCCGGAUGAAAGUGGGGCACGACGAGUAUAACGGUGAACGAUGUGAGGAAAGAUCGAAGCCGGGUGGAAAAAUCGAAGGCGAUCGAUCGAUCUGGGUGGAAGAAGGCGGCCUUUUGUGAAGAUGGCCGUGGCCGGGUCGUGGAGGAUCGGCGAUAACGGAAAGAGGAGAGUGUCGUGGAGCGGGCUCGAGCGUGAUCGCGCGAUGGUAUGGUCGGUGUCUCUGUGCUGUUUGGUAUUUCUGGUUGGUAAGGUGGAGAGUGCACCGCCCGGGAUAUGCGCGAUGGACGGGUGCAACUGCACCGUCAAGGCACACCGUUGGAUUAACGUCAAAUGCGUCUUCUCCAACGACCAGGACGUGGAAUUACUGGAGGGGACGAUCCCAUCGGAGGCGAUGGAAGUCGAGGUCUCUCAUUGCAGGGAGUUGAGGAUCCAAUCGGGCGCUUUCGCGGAUGGAGCACCUUUGAAACGGGUUCACGUGUCCGGGAUCUACAGCCUGGUCGCGAAGAGGCAGGCGUUUCAGAACUUGAGCGCCCCUAACACGCAUCUCGAGGUGUCCGAGUGCAACAGCGUGAUCCUCGAAAGUCACGCGUUCAGGAACUCGCGGGGGACGCUGAGCGUUUCGAUAUCCAGAUGCAGGAACGUAGGGAUCAAACCGAACGCGUUCUCCAGGCUGCUCUGGAUCACCGUGAGGGAGGUGCCUACCCUCGACCUGUCUAGCAACGCGUUCAAACUCGAAGCUUCUCAACACGGAAGGCAUGGACCAGCGACCAAGAUUAUGUUCCAAAGCGUGAGAAUUACGGAGUUGCCGACAGCGGUGUUCCCAUCGGCGGUUGCCGAGGUCCGCAUGGACGAUAUCUGGACAAAGGUGAUACGCAAGAACGCUUUCUGCGCCAUGACGAUCUUCAGCGUGACCAUAAGCAACGCGUCGAUUCUGGAGAUCGAGACUGGAGCGUUUAGCGACAGAGCGUUAAUCCACAGCCUCGAGUUCGUCGACGUCAGGUUGAAGAGUAUAGAGAGAGGAGCCUUCCGGGCCGGCCACGACAACCUCACCAUACAAUAUUCAAGACUGUCCGAGGUGGAUACAGGCGCCAUCGACAUAUCCGCCGCUACCGUCAGCUUCAACAACAACGAAUUCCUGAACCUGCACCAAGGCGCGAUCGUCCUCCACCAGUGGAACCACAUAGCCAUCGAUUACAAUCUGUUCGUCGAGUUGGAGACGGACGCGAUCACGGCCGAGGUGGACGCGACCUCGGCCCCCAACUUCGAGUUCUCGUUCACGGGGAACCACGUGGAGAAGGCGAGGCCUGGCUCCUUGAAAUUCGCCGCGAUCUCGCAACGGGUGAACACGGCCAGGGUCGGUAACAAUUACUUCAAGGAGCAGUGCAGAUGCGGCCUGGACAAUUGGAUACGCGAGGUGACGGGGAAGAACAGCUCCGUCUCGUGGAUGAUGGACUCGAGUUUCUGCGUGGUCGAUCAACUUCUGGACAAGUGCUUCAAUCUGCCCCAGGGCUACAUGUCCAUGAGAAACUUCACCAGGAUCAUUUGCGCGCCCGGGGAUCACAUCGUUUGCGAGAAACCGUCCGCGAAACCGGAGCCGACCGUCAGCCCGCCGAGCGUCGGCCCCCACGUCUACCCGAGGCACAAGGGUUACUUCGACGUGGAGAUGAGCGAUUCCGACCAAUUGCAACGCGAGAAGAGGAUCAUCGUGGUGAUCUGCGUGCUGGCCGUCUUCGUCGUCUUGGUCGUAAUCCUCACCUCCGGAAUAUUGUACAUGCGUCGAAGCGGCGUCUGCCCCAAGCUAACCUCCGGCCACCUCGCGAAUCUCACCGGCUGGUUGUCGGCCAGCGGUGGAAUGACGGCAGCCACUUCCGCCAGGUCGAUAUCCAGGUUAAGCGUGCACGAGUACGCGGGCCUUCAACCGGAGACGCGGAUCCUCGACGUGGAAACGUCCCAGGCGGAGGAGGGGACGGAGGAGGAGGAGGAGGAUGAGGAGGAGGGGGAGGGGGAGGAGGGGGCUGCCGAGGGAUUGUACCAGCCUUACACCGAGAACAAGGCCACGCAAACGUUGCCCGAGGAGUUGACCGAGGAGUACCUGAGGGAUCUGAGGGAGAGGCUGAACGAUCCUGACAAUUAUAAUCAGGCGAGGGACAUGAUAGAGCACCUGUACGAUCUGAUCAAGGUGGAGGAGAGUUGCAACAACAACAACAACAACAACAACAACAACAACAACGAAAACGACAACGAUCGGCAACGAGCAUCGGGGAACAGAGGGGAGGAGAACGCGUACGACGUGAUCGAGCCUAGGCAGAGGAGAUUGAGGGGAGCGGGCAGCAGCAAGCCGUCCGUGAGCGUGGGUACGAAAGCGCCCUCGUUGGAAAAGCUGUUGCCGAGCGGAAUACAGGCUAGGCCGCCUCUCACCGAGUACACCGAGCCACGCGAUCGAAGGGCCAACGAGCAGAAUCACCUGUACGCCGAGCUACCCGGCGACGAAACCGUGCCCAGCACCAGCCGACUCUCCCAGCCGAUCCUCGCGACCUUGGCCGGAAGAGCGCCUCAACCGUUGCCACCGGACGUGGUCAACGAUCAUCUUCUCGUCGAGCAUCGUCGCUCGGCCGAGAAUCGAGAUCCGAGGCCACCGCCUUUGGAUUCGAAGCUCGAACCCCCUUCGAGGAAUCAGGGCAGACCUAUGAGCUUCUUGAAGGCUCUGGGCGAGACUAUCCUCGGCGGGUCCAAGUCGACAAGCGGCGGUGGCAACAACAACAACAAUAACAACAACAAUAACAAAAGGCCCAACUCGUUGCUGUGCGAAUACGCCGAGCCGUCAGACGCGACUGCCCACUUGUACUCCGAGCUACCCGAGCCGCAAACCUCCGCUCCAACGAGCAAGAUGGCGAACAGGCCAUUACCCACCAAACCCGACCAAGAUUCCGUGAACGUGGCGAGGGCAUAACGAACGCCCUUCGUCGAUUGUCUGUGAUAAUAAGUAGAGCGCGAGAGUUGCGAGAGACUAUUUUGUUCGCUAUUGUUCGCGUAAAUCGUGCUCUCUCUCUCUCUCUCUCUCGUUUCUUUUCCUAAUAAUUUUCGUUCGUCGAGCAACGAUGAAUUCGCGCGAGAAUCCGAGCGCGUUUCGAGUCGAGUCUCGUCGGGAAGAAACGUCGAACAGUGCCAAUAAGGAUCGAUUAAUUUUUUAACGGUAUUAGUUUAAUAUGCUUUUGUAA